Messenger RNA from Candidozyma auris, 978 nucleotides. RefSeq lists its product as uncharacterized. The coding region runs from base 1 to 978 and encodes 325 amino acids. The record is from RefSeq and is a predicted model, not a curated record. Gene Ontology annotation, biological process: 3'-UTR-mediated mRNA stabilization. NCBI's taxonomy places the organism in Eukaryota, Fungi, Ascomycota, Pichiomycetes, Serinales, Metschnikowiaceae. Gene Ontology annotation, molecular function: mRNA 3'-UTR AU-rich region binding. Gene Ontology annotation, cellular component: cytoplasm; nucleus. The transcript has a single exon.
AUGGAGGUUGUUGAUGGUAGACCAAACUCUGAACCCAUAUCGCAAGAGACUCCCGUCACAGAUGGCGGGAACGGCGAGCAAAGCUCUGAAAAUGUGUUGCCUUCUCUCAAUGAUGCAUCGUCUGCCUCUGCAUUGAUCAACUACAGGGUCUUGGUCUCGGCGAAGGAGGCUGGUUGUCUCAUUGGCCAAAAUGGAACUGUGAUCGAUUCCAUAAGGGAAGAAACUGGUACGAGAGCAGGGAUUUCACGGUUACAACCUGGAUCCCAUGAACGAAUCUUGACUGUCAGUGGCACGCUUGAUGAUGCGUCGAGGGCUUUGAGUUAUUUUGCUCAAGCAUUAGUGAAUGCAUCUGCUGAAACACACUUUUCUUACAUGUACUUUCCCUUGAAACAGCUACUGCUGAUACCUAAUAUAGAAGGCGAAACAACGAUUCUACGUCUUUUGAUUCCAAAUGCUCAGAUGGGCACGCUUAUCGGAUCAAGAGGUACUAGAAUCCAGCAAAUUCAAAAAGAGUGCAACAUCCUGAUGAUCGCAUCGAAAUCAUUCUUACCUGACUCAAAUGAACGCUUAGUUGAGUUACAGGGUACGGUCGAUAACUUGUAUGACUCCUUAAGACUCAUUCUGCGCUGUCUAAUCGAAGACUUUUCAUCGGCAGUAGGGACAACUUACUAUGUUCCUCGAGGCUCCCUGACUCGGGGCGAUACCUCGAAUGGCCAAAAAAGAACCAUUACACAGACUGUGUCAUUUCCUAACAACAUUGUUGGUGCGUUGAUAGGGAAGAAUGGAGCCCGCAUACAAGGUGUGCGUAAGGUGAGUGGAGCAACCAUCGGCAUCUCUGACGAAGAAGAGGGAAAUGAAGAAAGAGUGUUUACUAUCACCGGUUCAGCAAAAGCAGUGGAAAAAGCUAAGGCCUUAUUAUACCAUAACUUGGAACGAGAAGAGAAUAGGCGCACCCAAGCAGAAGCAGAGCAAGGCUAG